AUGUUCUCGUCUCGAAAGAAAGAUGAAGACAAGGACAAGGAUGGCUCUCGCGGUUCGGUAGCGAAGAAGCGGGCCGAACGCGAAGCCAUAAAUCAGAAACUCACACGCCUCAUGGAUGCGUUGGGAUUGGCUCCCGGCGACCCAGAGAGGGACGCCAUGCUCGACUGGUCCUUCGCCAAGAAGCAGCGCAAGCUCGAGGAGUGCAGCAAGUCCAAGAUUGAUCUCGACUCGGACGUCUUGGUGAUGGUGGAGCGGCUGCGCGAGAAGAAGAUGGACGUGGAGACGCUGGACGGGCUCUGCGAGAAGCUGGCCACGUCGAGCGUGGACUGGGUGAAGAACUUCAUCAAGUUUGGCGGCGUGGCCUGGCUCUACGAGUGCCUCGCCUUCUACGUCUACAAGGCCGGGUGUAUCCGAAAGCGGAAGAAGGAUGUGGAGAUACUUGAAUUGGUGGUGGCGUGCAUUGUAGAAAUGAUCAACAACGGCGGCUCUGGUCUCAAGGAGCUCACGUCGUACCCGGACUGUUUCCGCGUGAUCGUGCGCUGCCUGUCCUACAUCUCCACCAACAAGAAGUCGCUCAUCUUCGAGUUGCUCGCCGCCAUUCUCCUUCUCUCGGAGGACCUCUGGAAGGAUGUGACGUCGGCCGUGCGCCUCUACAAGGCCGUCUACCCGCAGGACUUCCACGCCCUCAUGGAGGAGCUCGAGACGGGCGAGGACCUGGACUACAAGGUCGCCUUCCUGACCUUCGUCAACACGAUGAUCGUGCAGGGCCAGUCCAUCAAGGACCGCGUCAAAGUGCGCGAGGACUUCAUGGUGGAGCGGAUCACCGACAUCCUGGCGGAAUUGAAAUCGAUCCACGCCGACGAUGAGGACUUGCAGGAGCAGUGCAUUGUGUUCGACGAGGAGUUGGAGAACGAUGGCGCCGAGCUCAAGAACCAGACCAUGUCCGCCAGAAAGCGCGCCGAGGGCGAAGAAGCCAACGAGGACAAACCGAUCGAGAUCAUCACCACCCUGUGGGAGAAGAUCAAGGGCUCCGAGAACGAAUCGACGUUCCUUUCGAUCAUGCACACGCUGCUCCACCUGGGACUCUCGCUCGACGGCGGCUCGCAGGACCCCACGCUCUCCAAGAAGGUCUGGGGCAUCAUCGACAAGCUCCUGCGCCAGUUCGAUCUGAUGGGCAAUGCCUCGGGUCUCACGUACGAGCACGUGCUGGCGGGCUUCAUGAAGGAGGCGCGCGUCAUCAACGCCAGCAGCGACGACAGCGCCGCCGCGCCCGCCGGCUCGCUCGCCUCCGCUGCCGUGGGCAUCUCCUCUGGCAAGAACUCCAAGCCCACCACCCCACGAGAUCCCGAUAGACCGCCCAUGCUGCCGUGGAGAUGGAACCUCAUUCCCCAGAACCAGAUCAAGGACACCAUCUUCGACGGCCUCAAGCCGAUGAAGCUCAUCGAUCAGGGCUACAUCGACACCGCCGAUCUGGAGAACGUGUUCGCCCUCAAGAGCGUGCCCAAGAAUUCCAACCUCAACGUGAUCGGAGUCGCGGCCUCGGGCGACGGCAAGGCCGGCGCCGGCAAAGUGGGCCAGGCCGGCAAGAAGGACAAGAAGGACCCCACCCUUCUCGACCACCAGCGGUGUAACAUUGUUUCCAUCGUCAUGCACCGCUUCCCGCAGACGCCCGAGGAAAUCGCUAAGUCCGUGGCCGAGCUGGACUACAAGUUCAUCUCCCUGCAGACCAUGGGCGAGCUGCGCAACCUGUUCCCCGCCAAGACCUACGAAGAAGAGAAAAAGAAGCUGUUGGAGUACAAGGACGACCCCAAGAACUUGGCCGAUGCCGAGCGAAUCCUGCACACCUUCUUCCAAGUGCCGCGCAUCCGAGAGAAGAUCUCGGUCCUGCUCUUCACCGAGGAGGCCAGGGAAAAGCUCCGUGACUGCCAGGAGAGUGCCAACACGGUGAAGAUGGCGCUCGAGGAGCUGCGCAGCAAGCGACUGCGACAAGUGCUCGAGAUUUCGCUGGCCGUGGGCAACUACAUCAACAACCCCAGGCAGCAGUGCCACGGUUUCCGCUUGUCCUCGUUGCUCAAGCUGAACGACGUGACGUCCAAGUCGAAGAGCAAGUUCACGCUGCUGCACCAAAUCGCAGAUAUCGUGGAGCAGAAGUUCCCUGAGCUCCUGGUCUUCCCCGAUGAGCUCGCCCACCUCCAGGAGGCCAAGACUGCUGUGGAGAGUCUGCAGGUGGAGACCAGCUUCAUCAAGAAAGACUUCAAUCUGCUCAAGACCGAGAUGGAGCUCUGCGCCAAGGAGAAGAACGACCGCUGGGCCAACCACUUGGAGAAAUACUACAAGGACAUCGAGAAGCAGCUCACCAAGCUCGGUGAGAUGGAGGAGGGCUUCAAGAAGGACGUCACCUACUUUGGCGAGAGGUCCGCGGACGAUUUGAGCUCUUUCUUCUCCGACUGGGACAAGUUCACCCAGUCCUUCCAGACGGCGGUCAAGUACAACAUCACGGUGAGGCGCAAGCAGGAGGCGAUCGAGAAGAAGGAGGCCGCGCUGGCCAAGAAGAAGGAACUGCUCGAGAAGAAGGAGCUCGCCAAGAAGAAGAAGGAAGAGGCCGCCCUCAAGAAGAAGAAACUGACGAAGGAGGCCAAGGACAAGAAGGACGACAAGGAGCCCAAGGACAAGAGCGACCCGCUCAAGAAGGAGGACAAGAAGUCCCUCCUCAUGCGGAACAGCUCCAAGAUCAAGGACUUCAAGAGCCUCGACGUCAGCCCGCCGACCUCGCCACGAGUCGAGUUCAGCAAGAGCGAGGCCGAUCGUAAGGUGGGCGUCACGAAGAAGACCUCCAUGCUCCUCAACGACUUCCCCAAGAGAGAGGAGGUGCCGCGCAAGAAUGUGGUGAAUGUGUCGGACGUGGAUUCGGUGGUGGACGAUUUCUUCAAGUCGGCCCCGGUGGGCGAGUCCAACGAGAAGGGCACCGUCAAGCAGCUCGUCGCCUCGCUCCGCACUUCGACCCGCUUCUCGAAGAUGCGAGUCAACCGCGAAACACGACACGAGGAGUCCGUGUCGCUCACGACGGAGCAGAAGCUAGUGAAGCAGGUCUCCACGCGUCUCCCCAAGUUCAACCUGCCCGCCCGGGACUGA
Acanthamoeba castellanii str. Neff is the source of this 3132-nucleotide messenger RNA. Its product is annotated as formin domain containing protein. Gene Ontology annotation, molecular function: small GTPase binding; actin filament binding. Gene Ontology annotation, biological process: regulation of cell shape; cortical actin cytoskeleton organization; cell migration. Bases 1 to 3132 code for a protein of 1043 amino acids. Gene Ontology annotation, cellular component: cytosol. The record is from RefSeq and is a predicted model, not a curated record. Lineage: Eukaryota; Discosea; Longamoebia; Acanthamoebidae. The transcript has 25 exons.